Torulaspora delbrueckii is the source of this 1002-nucleotide messenger RNA. RefSeq names its product Rtc4p (gene RTC4). NCBI's taxonomy places the organism in Eukaryota, Fungi, Ascomycota, Saccharomycetes, Saccharomycetales, Saccharomycetaceae. The transcript has a single exon. The record is from RefSeq and is a predicted model, not a curated record. The coding region runs from base 1 to 1002 and encodes 333 amino acids.
AUGAAGGGGGAGAACGCUCACCAGAGGAAAAGGAAACUUGUGUAUGCUACGAGUAGGAAUUCGGAUCGCAACCUAGAUGUUUUGAAACGCAGAAGACCGCCGGUGCUAGAUCAGAGCGAUAUACAGGAUGAACCUUUGUCUGACGAAGAAAGAGGCGACACACCGUUAAGCCAGAUUGGAGGACCUUGCACUUUGAUACGUUUGCCGUCUCUAACCAGCGUGGGAUUAGCUGGUGAUAAUGAUCCUGGAUCGAACAGCGAUGAUAGUACGUCUAACAAGCUCCCAGAAACUGUGAAGCUUCGACAGAGUGUGGAUCCCGGAGAAAUCAAGAGAGUUAAGGAAGAAAACGUUCGUGACUCACAGGAGUUCAUCAAAAAUGUGAAAUAUGACGACGCAAUAGAAGAUGUACUAGUCGAAAUAGAACAAAGAUCUAGUUCACGACAGGAUUCUGACGAUAAGACUCACAAGUUAGUAGUACGGAAGGAUUACACCAAAAAAUAUAAAUUGCCACCAAUACUUUACCUCUCUGAUUUGAUCGAAAGGAUCCAACCAUUUUUAUCGAUAGUCGAAGCCAUGUACAAACACAAGGUGCAAUCACCUUACAAAUUCGAAGCUACAGCCGUGUCAGAAGCAUCCAACAGCGCCGUUCUAUCGCUCAGUGAGUUCAGAUCAAUGGAUAUAAACAAAAUAGUGGCAGGCUAUUAUGGACUAAGGAGACAAUUAUGCGUUGGCGAAGAGAUCUUAAAGCACUACAAGCAAUUCCUGCUCAAGCGACAAGGGAAAACCAUGAAUUGGUGGGGUGUGGCCGAUUUUGCAAAUUACGUGCUUGCUCCAGAAGUUUUGGCAUCACUUUGCAUCUCGGAGAUGAACCUAGGAGACGACAUCUACGAUCCAGCCACUAGGGAGAAUGCCUACGAUAUAUUCCGCAACACGGUAGAGUUUGGUCUAGUAGUGGCCGACACAGACCCACUAGAGAGCUGGGAAGUGCACGUCGAGAAAUAG